Molecule: messenger RNA, 2775 nt
Organism: Mercenaria mercenaria
Lineage: Eukaryota; Metazoa; Mollusca; Bivalvia; Venerida; Veneridae
Product: G-protein coupled receptor 157-like
Exons: 4
Coding region: 717-1796 (359 amino acids)
Biological process (GO): adenylate cyclase-activating G protein-coupled receptor signaling pathway; cell surface receptor signaling pathway
Cellular component (GO): plasma membrane
Molecular function (GO): G protein-coupled receptor activity
Source: RefSeq, a predicted model, not a curated record
CAAAUUUACAACCCGGAAUAGUUGCGUGGUUGUAACAUUAGCUCGGAGUUGCAUUUUUAUUUUAACAAACUUUCUAAUUGGAACGUUUCCAAAUGCCUGGAAUUUAACGCAGAAUGGAGAUAAUUUAGCAGAAGUUUUUGCUGUGAAACUUGUGAAAUAACUACAAAGGUCUUACAAGAAAUGUUCCUGGAGUCGUUCAAGUAAAAAUAAGCUAGGAGUGGCAGGUUACUCUAGGUACCAAAGCUAAUACGUGUCCUGUUGAUAAAAUACCUCGUGGAUUCAUAUUUUUCUGGAAGAUUAAUCAAUCUGAAACUAUGUUAUAAAUGUGUUAAUUCUGUUAUGUAAUGUUAUAAUAUAUUUAGAUUAUUAUCUAUUUAAUAAAUAAAAUUUACUUCCGUGUCUAUGUGUUAUCUAACACGUGAUAAAAUCAAUAAGAUACUAUUUUGCUUUGUUAUAAAACAUUGUGUUUGUUUAAUAAAUGGACGUUUAUGCGACAGAAUCUAACACGUCGUGGAAUUAUUGUUAAUAGUACAGGAUGUUUAUUCAGUAAAUAUUCUUGAUGUGUGCGGAUGUACUGUGAUAACUGUAUAUAGGCACAUUGGCUGAAUAACCAUGCGAGAGACUGAUUACCUAUGAAUAUCUACUGAAAUUGUGUCUGUAGCCCAACGAAGAGGAAAUACAAACAAAUAUUCAUAAAUUAUUUCAAAUUUUAUAAAAUGGCAAUAAUGAACAGCACCAAUAGGACAGACAUUAUUUAUGACACAUCUAUUUUGGUCUUAUCGGUUUCUAGCUCUUGUCUGUCCCUACUGGGUUCCUUAGCCAUCUUUGGAUCGUAUGUAAUUAUCUCGGACAUACGAAACUCAACAAGGAAGCUUGUCACGUGUCUGACAGUAGCAGAUUUCUUAUCAGCUCUCGGGUACCUUACGUCUGGUCUGGCGCACUUUGCAAACACACAAGACAAGGUAUGCACCACACAGAGCUUUAUAACUACAUAUUCCAGUAUUGUUUCGUUUAAUCUAACGGUUGCCAUAGCAAUCCAUAUAUUCAUCACUGUUGUGUACAGAACUGACAAAACUUCAACACGGACGUUCCUGCUUUGGGCUAACAUUAUCAGCUGGUUUAUUCCAGCAAUAAUUAUAGCAGUAGCUGGUGCGAAUAGUGUUCUUGGUAGAGACACUGCAGAAAGUGUGGGUACUGGUCCAUGGUGUUGGAUUAAGCGCCACCACAAAUAUUACAUCUUCUGGGUGUUUUUGGCGGGAAAAGGAUGGGAGUUCUUAUGCUAUUUUAUAACCACUUCUCUAUACGUGCUACUGAAGUUUAAUAUGUUUCUACGACACAGACAUAAAACGUUUACAGACAUGCAUAGAAGCCUGAGAGAAGAGGAUAAAAAUUACCUGUAUGUUUGGUUUGUUCUUUACAUUCUACGACUUUGGGGUUCCGUACGGUCAAUGAUGGACAUCGCUGAAGCAGAUACAGGAAACGCAGGGGAAGAAAUAUCUAAAAUAUUCAUGUACAUGCAGGCUGUUGGCGAUCCUGGUCAGGCAUUUUGUAAUUGUAUACUCUUUUGUUUUCUUGACGGAACUGUUAGGUCUCAUAUACUGGAUGCCUGCCGUGGGACGCCUCAACAUCCGGUCAUAUAUGAUGAGCGGGAGAGACUAAUUGCAGCACACGAUAUAAACGAUGGAUCACGAGCUUCGUGUAUUGGAAACAAUAGCGACUUUACACAAUCUACAAGACUGUCAGGGAAGUAUUCAAGCUUUGAUGCAACCUGGCAUGCAAGUUAUUCUCUUAAUUAGACGUGCUGAAGUAAAGUUUCAAAACAGUUAUUAGUUCAAUAGACAGUCACUGUUGUCGGUUUAUUUAUCUUAUGUUUGAGCUUAAUGCCAUUUUUCAACAAUAUUUUUCAGUUUUGUAAUGACGGGCGGUUUAUAUAACCAGUGUUCCUGGAUUCUGUGACAAUACAAAUCUGUUCUCCGCAAUUAAAGAUAGGAAAAUGAUUAUAAUCACGAAAUAGUAAAAAAUAUUUGCAAUUUUAUUUACAUAUGUUUAUAAUGUCCAUGCAUAAAACUUACUGUACUCAAUUUGGCAGAUACAAAUAAUUCGUACACGUUAUAUUUAAUUAUAUACAAUAACUGGCUUCCUGAGUCAAAGAUUAUGAAGAAUGUAAUAUUAACCGAGGCGAUCAAUAAAUAGUUCAGAUACAGAUAAUGAUGUUCUAAUUUUUAUGAAUGAUGACAGACUUUGGACCAAAUCAAACUAUCGCUUUUUACGAACUAUAUCUGAUAAACAACAAGAUAUCAUUAAAUGUUUUAAUGUUAGAUAUGCUUGUAAUUUAAAUGAUUUGAAAAUUUGUAGUUUAUCGAUCAUUAAGGUUGUUGAGUAAAAUAAAAUACUAAGAAGCUAAACGAAGGUGUGUAUUCCAGUAAUAGUAUUAAUUAUUGAAUUGCUUGCCGGCUAUUGGUAAAAACUAUCGAUCGGGGUCUGAAGAUUAUUAAUUCUCACAGCUUUAUAUUCAAAUAAUUUUUGACAUAAAAGCCCAGUAAACAUGUUGAAUACAGACCGGUUAUAUAGCCCAAACUACGGACCGGCUAUUUAUAUAAGGAAUCGUGCAAUGAUUUUUACAGCAUAAGUAAAUAAUAUCAAUUUCUCUUGCAUAUUUAUAUACAUGUAGUAUAAUUGUAUAUUUGCUUGUUGUUGCGUUUUUACAUUUCUUUUCUUGUAUGGGAAUUGUAUUUAUGUUUCUCGUCUUAUAGUGGAAUAAAAGAUAAUCCAGUU